UGGAGUCUGGAGACGGGAGAGAUAGGAGAAAGAAAUUAAUUGCAUGUCAAAACGCAACAAAAACUAUUCAAAAUGAAUAUCAGAUGCGCAAGGCCUGAAGACUUGAUGAAUAUGCAGCAUUGUAACCUGUUAUGUCUGCCUGAAAACUAUCAGAUGAAAUACUACUUUUACCAUGGUCUGUCAUGGCCUCAGCUGUCAUAUGUUGCAGAGGAUGAAGAUGGAAAAAUAGUAGGAUAUGUUUUAGCAAAAAUGGAGGAGGAUCCAGAAGAUUCUGUUCCACAUGGUCACAUAACAUCAUUGGCAGUCAAGCGGUCACAUCGGCGGCUCGGUCUAGCACAGAAGUUGAUGGAUCAAGCCUCUCGGGGGAUGAUUGAGUGCUUCGAUGCUCAAUAUGUGUCGCUUCAUGUCAGAAAGAGCAACCGUGCAGCUCUACAUCUCUAUAAAAACACACUGAAGUUCUCAGUUAGUGAAAUAGAACCAAAGUAUUAUGCAGAUGGUGAAGACGCAUAUGCAAUGAGGAGGAAUCUUUCAGAAUUUCGAGAAAAAUAUGGUCUAAAAGCUCAAGCUGAGGCAGGGCCGUCAUCAUGACAGCAAUGACAUGGGAGGUGUCAUUAUUUUUAAUUUUCCAUUAGAUACCAGAGAAAAUGUGAAGCGUGAUACAGUGUGAGAAAGGAUCCAGCUCUAGAUUUUCAUAUAAUGUUGAUAGAAUAUGAAAUGCUGAACCUCACCUGGCAUUGACUGUUGAUUCUAUUUAAGAAUGUACUCUUAAUAUUUUUUUUUUCAAUUUAAUUUUGUUGUUGUCAUCUUUAUUUUCUUUAAAGCUUAUGAAACAUAAUUGCAUGUUAGCUAUUUUAAUAUGCAUUUAAAAAUUAUACUUGUAAAUACAUGUACAUGUGUACAUGAAUAAAUAUGCUAUAAAAAUUA
Molecule: messenger RNA, 924 nt
Organism: Saccostrea echinata
Lineage: Eukaryota; Metazoa; Mollusca; Bivalvia; Ostreida; Ostreidae
Product: N-alpha-acetyltransferase 11-like
Exons: 7
Coding region: 73-588 (171 amino acids)
Biological process (GO): N-terminal peptidyl-glutamic acid acetylation
Cellular component (GO): NatA complex
Molecular function (GO): protein N-terminal-serine acetyltransferase activity; protein-N-terminal-glutamate acetyltransferase activity
Source: RefSeq, a predicted model, not a curated record